Molecule: messenger RNA, 2898 nt
Organism: Lucilia cuprina (Australian sheep blowfly)
Lineage: Eukaryota; Metazoa; Arthropoda; Insecta; Diptera; Calliphoridae
Gene: mub
Product: poly(rC)-binding protein 3
Biological process (GO): regulation of gene expression; regulation of RNA metabolic process
Cellular component (GO): cytoplasm; nucleus
Molecular function (GO): mRNA binding
Source: RefSeq, a predicted model, not a curated record
ACAAAACAAAACGGGUUAAGCAAUUAAUGUCUACAUAAUUUGUAAGAAAGAAAGAAAAAAAUCUAAAGCACAGAAGACAUCGCCAAGGCUGCUGCUUCAUUAUUCAGUCACUACAGCUACUAAUUGUUGUUUAACGCCAAAAAAAAUAAAGAAAGAGAAACGUUACAAAAGAAUUUUCUAAUCUAAAACAUAAUUAUAAAAAAGAAAUAGUUUUUCUUUUGCCCAAAAAUUGCCAGUCUCAAGAACAUCUUAUUGUUUCAAAAAACAAAUUACAAAAACUUGUCAAAAGGCUAUAGAAAAAUAAAAACAAGAAUUUACCAAGGAACCAUAAUUUUUGAAAACUAUCAUCAUCCAUCUACAAAUAUUUUCCAUCUAUCAUCAUCUAGAAAACAUAUACAGACAGACGGACACAUCCCAGCAUAUUGUUGUUAAUGUGUUAAUGUAUUUUUUUCACUUGGAUUUAAAACAAAAAAACUAAAUAAAAAGAUAAUUAACUUUUGCAUAUAAUUUUUUGCAUUUUAUAAUAAAUGAAAAUAAAAAUUACAAUCAACCAAAUAAAUAGAAAUACAUUUCAACAAAUUUCAAUAAAGAAACAAAAUUGUUAUAAAACAAGAGGAGCUUAAAUGAAACGAUAAAAGACACCACCAAUUAAUUUAUUAUAAUUGUUACAAAAAAUUUAUUUGUUUCUUAUUGGACACAAAAUAAAAAAACAACAAAUCCAGAGGAGCAAACAGGAGCAUAAAACAACAAGUAUAUUGUUAUAAAUAAACAAAAGAAUCUACAUACAAACAUUACGUAUAUUUAUAUAGAAUAUAUAUAUACAAACAACAACAAUUUAAACAUUUUAAAUAACAAAGUUAUUUAUUUAUAAAUUCAAAUUUAAAUUAAAAAAGAAACAACCAAACAAAACCAACCAACCCAACCCCCCAAAACAAAAAAACAAACACACAGUUAAAAUGGAGGACAAUAACACAAGUACGCAAACUAAACAUGAUGAUACAUCGGUUACAUUAACAAUAAGGCUGAUUAUGCAAGGAAAGGAAGUUGGCAGUAUUAUCGGCAAAAAAGGAGAAAUUGUUAAUAGGUUUCGUGAAGAGUCGGGGGCAAAAAUCAAUAUAUCCGAUGGUUCUUGUCCGGAGCGUAUUGUAACGGUGUCUGGUACAACCAGUGCAAUCUAUUCGGCAUUUACCUUAAUCACCAAGAAAUUUGAAGAGUGGUGCUCUCAAUUUAAUAAUGAUGUUGGUAAAGGUGGUAAAACACAAAUACCCAUACGCUUGAUUGUGCCUGCCAGUCAAUGUGGAUCGUUAAUUGGCAAAAGUGGUUCAAAAAUUAAGGAAAUACGUCAGACAACAGGCUGCUCUAUUCAGGUGGCUAGUGAAAUGUUACCAAAUUCAACUGAACGUGCCGUUACCUUAAGUGGUACUGCUGAACAAAUAACUCAAUGCAUCUAUCAAAUUUGUCUCGUUAUGUUGGAGUCGCCUCCUAGGGGUGCUACCAUCCCUUAUAGGCCAAAACCACAAGUGUCAGGACCUGUCAUUUUGGCUAAUGGACAAGCAUUCACCAUACAGGGCAAUUAUGCUGUACCCGCACAAGAGGUGGCUAAAAAUCCGUUGGCUAGUUUGGCAGCAUUAGGUUUAGCCGGUAUGGCACCGGCUAAUACUGGCGGUCUUAAUCCCACAGGUUGGUAUUUAAGAAUAUAUAGAAUUUCCAGUAAAUUACACAAUAAUUUUGUUUUCUCUUAAAAAGCAGCUUUGGCUGCUCUAGCUGGUUCACAGUUGCGUACCGCAAAUACAAAUCGUGCUCAGCAGCAACAGCAUGAAAUGACUGUUUCAAACGAUUUGAUCGGUUGCAUUAUUGGCAAAGGUGGUACCAAAAUUGCCGAAAUACGUCAGAUUUCUGGUGCAAUGAUACGCAUUUCGAAUUGUGAAGAACGUGAAGGUGGCAACACCGAUCGCACCAUCACCAUCAGUGGCAAUCCAGAUUCUGUAGCCUUGGCACAAUACUUAAUCAAUAUGAGCGUCGAAUUGCAGAAGGCAAAUCUCCAAGAGGCAAAUAGUGCAACAACAGUUAAUGGUACCACUGCCGCAACAAACGGAGGGCAAAUCAAUAGUAGCAACAGCAACACUAAUCCAACAAACACAAAUAAUAUAAACACAACAACAUCCACAUUAAGUAACAAUAUUUCGAAUAGCAAUAACACUAACACAACAACAUCAUCAUCAUCCCCAAUAAACACAACAACGAGUGUUUUGAACUCAAACAAUACAUCAUCUACAACAUCAACAUCAAACACCACACCAACACCACUAACAAAUCCUUUAGCAGCAGCUGCCAGCUCAUUAGCUUCAGCCAUACCACUGGCCCAAUUACUGGCCAAACCAGGAGCACUUAAUGCCCUUACAAGUCUUACCGCUCUCGGUAGUCUGUCCGAUUUAUUAGGGGGUCUGGCCACACUGGGUGGUCCACCAGUCCAAACCACUGGUGUUCAUCGCACCAAAACUUUUGCUUCAUCACGUUUUCGAAAUCAUAAUUCGGAUGGCAGUGCCGAACCCGAAAAAGCUCGAAACAAAUUCAAUCCCUAUUGAAACAACCACUAAGAAGACUAUGAAGUGUGCUGAGUAUUACAAUAAAAAAAUAAAAUUGGGGUUUCUUAUUUAUAUUAAAAGAAAAUAACAUAAAAACAAAAGAAAAAAAAUGCAAAAUGCAACCAAAAUUUUUAGAAGCUUUAGAUUUUUACAAAAAGUAACAAAAAAGUUGUAAAACAUUAAAAAUAUUUAAUUCGUCGUAAAAUGUAGUUUGUAGAAAGAUCUUUUAGGAAUAAGUCUUGCCGACUUAAAUUUUACUUCUAUUUUAUAGUGUAGAAUUGAAUUUAUACACUUUACUUAUUUUUAUCAAAAA